GCCCUGGGAACUUUGGACUGAGGUUGAUCAACUUUGAAAUUCAGAAGAACAGUAUUUCCCACGAGACUCAAGGAUUAAAGGAAAACUGUCUGGUGGUUCGACGAGGGAAACCAUUCAAAGUCACUUUGCUGUUCAAAGGCCGGACCUGGGAACCCUACAAGGACAGGCUGGUCCUGGAGGUUUGUUUAGGGGGUCUGUCACAAAGGAUUCCAGUACUUUCUGAGAAACAAUCAGCCACACAAUGGUCYGCUACRAUUYAUCCAGAAAAAUCAAGYGGGCACUCRGUCACCAUCUACAUCUGCUCCCCURUUCUGGCCCCGGUGGCUCAGUACCAGCUCCUGGUCCACAUAGAGAACAUAUUUUCCAGAAUCACUUACCGGUACAUAGCUGGGACAUUUAUUCUGCUCUGCAACCCUUGGCUAAAAGAUGAUCCAGUCUACAUGCCACACGAUGCUCACAUACAAGAGUACAUCAAGAGUGACUACGGACUGAUUUUCAUGGGUACCCCUACCAAUGUUCAAAAGAGACCGUGGGUUUUUGGUCAGUACGAACCUGGAGUACUGGAUGCAUGUCUGCAGCUCCUGCAGCUCAGCAAUGAGCAUCUUAACAACCCCAACAAAGACUACAAACUGAGAGCUGACCCCGUCUACAUCUGCAGGGUGAUCUGUGCCAUGGUCAACAGCAACGAUGAUCUUGGUAUUAUGCUCGGGAGGUGGAAGGACGACUACACAGAUGGUGUGAAGCCAACAGAUUGGAGCGGCAGUGCUGAAAUCCUUCACCGGUGGCUCUCGUCCAACUACAAACCUGUACGCUACGGACAGUGCUGGGUGUUUGCAUCCGUCCUCUGCACAGUUCUUAGAGUUCUAGGGAUUCCCUCCAGAGUGGUGACAGUUUUCAACGCCGCCCACGACAGUGACGGCAACACCACCAUMGAGGAGUAUUACACGACCAGUGGAGAAAAGUUUGGCCUGUCAGAUGACAGCAUCUGGAACUUCCAUGUGUGGGUGGAGUGCUGGAUGAAGAGAUUAGACCUCGGUGAAGAGUUUGAUGGCUGGCAGGUUGUGGAUCCAACACCACAAGAGAGGAGUGGAGGGCUGUUCCGCUGUGGCCCGUGCCCAGUAGCUGCCAUCAAACACUGCAUCAGUGUGCCAUWUGACACAAGAUUUCUCUACGCUGCUGUCGACGGUGAUGUUCAUCGUUUCAUUAUACGCAACGGAUCGGUGGUGGGAAAGAAGGUGGACACUGAUUGUGUGGGAAAGCUGAUUUACACCAAAAGCAUCGGCUCCAACAGUCCGCAGGAUCUCACCAUGACUUAUAAGAACCCAAAAAGACCACAAGACCCAAGUACACUUCAAUACGAACAACUGAUYAGUUGUUAUCCAAGAGAACUCCCUUACUCGUUUGGGCCCUCUCAUUCAGGAUAUACCAGUAGUUUAUUUGGAGAAACAGCACACAGUUUGGAGGUGUCCAUAACCGUUAGGGACUCACAUUUGCUUGGUGAGGACAUUGUCCUGUAUGUGAAAGUCACAAACCACUCAAGCUACCCGAGAGAGCUGAUGGAACGCGUUAACGCUCAGCUGAAAGAGUACAACAGCAACCCGCAGCAGGGCUUCUGGGAUGCACAAAGUGAGGUGAAGAUAAAGCCAAACCAAGCACUGACGUGCCAACACGUCAUUCCUUAUUCAUCGUACGAGUCCAUCCUGAAACCUGACGGUGUUGUGAAUGUGGCCGUGGUGAUGCAGGACACGAUGACCAGAGAAAGAGUCCUAGAUGCACUAGAAUUCAGCAUGAGCACACCACAGAUAACAAUAAAUAUGGAAGGAGGUGACAGCAUCCAAACAAAGAAAGAAAAAACAGCUCAGGUGACUUUCACCAACCCGUUUAACAGAGCUCUGAGUAAAGCUGUGCUGACUGUGGAGGGAUCUGGUUUGAUAAACAGAAAACAGGAGAACAAGCUGGAUCUCCUGGUUCCUGGCAAGAGUAUCGAGAUGAAAGUGUCCAUUAUGGCCACUUCACCUGGCACCAAAGUGCUCAAAGCUACGUUGUCACACAGCAGCAGCUCCAUCAUUGUUUCCAGGAGCUUCCACAAAGUUUCUGUGAAGUCUGCGUGAAAAACAAAAAUCAACAAGAAACGUUAACAUUAUGGCUUAACGUAGACAUAUAUGUAGAAUUUUAAAUACUUUUUUGAUGCCAGUGUUUGUAUUUCAUUUCUUUACAUAAAUGACAUAUAGUUUAAAAUUGAGUAACAACUGUUCAUUAAAAUCAUCCCUUUUUAA
This is a messenger RNA of Austrofundulus limnaeus, 2276 nucleotides long. Its product is annotated as protein-glutamine gamma-glutamyltransferase 5. Gene Ontology annotation, molecular function: protein-glutamine gamma-glutamyltransferase activity. Lineage: Eukaryota; Metazoa; Chordata; Actinopteri; Cyprinodontiformes; Rivulidae. The record is from RefSeq and is a predicted model, not a curated record. Gene Ontology annotation, cellular component: mitochondrion. Gene Ontology annotation, biological process: peptide cross-linking.